Messenger RNA from Pelmatolapia mariae (spotted tilapia), 927 nucleotides. RefSeq lists its product as uncharacterized. The coding region runs from base 1 to 804 and encodes 267 amino acids. The record is from RefSeq and is a predicted model, not a curated record. The transcript has 3 exons. NCBI's taxonomy places the organism in Eukaryota, Metazoa, Chordata, Actinopteri, Cichliformes, Cichlidae.
AUGCUUAGCUGCUGUGGAGUGUUUGGGCGCGCGGUGGGCACAUCGGAGCUUUUGUCACGGAAGCCACACGAAGCGACUUUACGCACGGGUCGGUGGCGGCGGGGCACCGCGGACCGGUGCGCGGAACUGGAAGCACCUUGGCUGGAGAACACGCAAGAAGCUCGCGUGGAUAGCGGGACGCGUUUGGAGAUCAGCAUGCGGCACUUUUCCGCGAGAGCUUCACGUGGGUUGGUUUUUCCAGGAAAACCUCUGUUCGGCUUCGUCCGGCGCGUCUACCGCUGCUGUCAAGAAGGAGAAAACUGCAGGAGGCUGAAAGGGAUUCAAGGUCGCAUGAGAGGAGAUACAGGUGUGGAGUUUGUCCUCACCGGGGAGAUCUUGUCAUUAACGGUUACAAGAGCCGAGCUUCACCUUCAGCUUUCCAACCCGCAACAUCUGGACAUCCGCCCUGUGCUUCCAUCCAUGGCGAAGCACAAGCUUCCUACAAGGUACACUCUGGGGUCACGGGGUCACACCGUGGAAUUGAGAGUGGACCUGCUGUUCCUUUUCCACAGCGCACAGGAGGUCAUGGGUGGUCGAAGGCGAGGCCCUAGCUUGACAAACAUCUGGCGGGUGGUGUUUUUGUCCGGUGGAGAUCCGCCGGGUGAAAACCCCUUUGUAAAGGAUCCGCAGGACAACAUGUUGGGGAGUCCUCCUCUGGAUCUGGGCUUGGUCCUGGGUUGCAGUCAGGGUGGAACUGAGGUGUCAUGUAGAGCUGGUGGUGUUGACUUUACGCACACACCUUUCAUGGCUCUUUAUUUUGGAUGAGGUUAACAAUUGGACCUGACUGUUUUUGCAUGGCAGCAUUUCAUCGGUCUAUUGCCAUUACCAGCUGAACAGAAAAGGAUGCACUUCAAAUGUCAAAAUGAUUAAUUUAUAGGCUAAAUCUUA